AUGGCUGGUAAUUUAGGGAGUGUGAUAUCUUCUAUGGGUCGCUGGAGAAUGAGGCUUGAGGUUCCACGUGCUGAAAUUGAUGAGAUGCUUCCACUUGCUAGGCUUGUUUCCCGAAGUACCGAUCCAUCUCUUCAAUUUAGAUCAAAGGUUGCUAUUUGUAGCAAAGCUCUAUCUAGUCUAGGGGUAUAUAAAUAUUAUAUGAUUUUAGGUGAUGUUGUUCCCCAUUACCUUAAUGUUGAUCUUGCAUUGGGAGAUAUACGUGUUGCAAAGUUUAUCAAGUCUGACUACCCAUUUGUCCUAUUGGAGGAAGCUCAAGGCAAUAUAGAUACUUUGAGCAAGUUCAUACAUUUAGUCCUUGAGCGGUGUUACUAA
Messenger RNA from Lactuca saligna, 372 nucleotides. The record is from the annotation of a GenBank genome assembly. Lineage: Eukaryota; Viridiplantae; Streptophyta; Magnoliopsida; Asterales; Asteraceae.